UUGAAUAAUCAAAAUGACGUGUUUAAUAUUUUAUUCAAACUCAGUGAUGACCAAGAUCAAAGUCGAUUAAGAAGUAGCUGUCAUCGUUUGCAGAAAAAACUUUCUGCAAAUGAUUCAUUGAAUAUUAACACCGAUGGAAGAAAUUGUGUCGUUUACCGUAGCAUCGCGGAAAGGUCCUUUUCUAAAUUAAAACUUAUAAAAAAUUACCUGCGCUCAACAAUGAGCCAGAAAAGAUUAACAAAUUUAGCAACAAUAUCCAUAGAGGAGGCCACAUUAGACCAUAUAGACAUACACGAGAUUAUUAAGGAGUUCGCAAACAGAAAAGCGAGAAGAGUGGAAAUAAUAUAA
Molecule: messenger RNA, 348 nt
Organism: Parnassius mnemosyne (clouded apollo)
Lineage: Eukaryota; Metazoa; Arthropoda; Insecta; Lepidoptera; Papilionidae
Source: the annotation of a GenBank genome assembly